Mauremys reevesii (Reeves's turtle) is the source of this 2906-nucleotide messenger RNA. It is a transcript of the gene ARHGAP22, whose product is annotated as Rho GTPase activating protein 22. The transcript has 11 exons. The record is from RefSeq and is a predicted model, not a curated record. The coding region runs from base 316 to 2430 and encodes 704 amino acids. Gene Ontology annotation, biological process: signal transduction; activation of GTPase activity. Lineage: Eukaryota; Metazoa; Chordata; Testudines; Geoemydidae. Gene Ontology annotation, cellular component: focal adhesion. Gene Ontology annotation, molecular function: GTPase activator activity.
CCAGUCACAGGUCUGUGUGAGCUCACAGUUGCAUCUCCAGUUUGUGGGCUGCUGUCAGAGCUCAGGCCUGUGUGAAGUUGCUGACUCAGCUUACUGGAUGGAUAUAAAGGGCUAGUGUGCUACUGGGCCACACUGCCCAGCCUGGGGAGACAGCACUGGAGUCCUCAGGCCCUUCCUACCAGGUCCCAAAGUGCCGUGAAUUCCUGAACUUGAUUUAAGGAGCCUCCGGAUAAACAUUCAUUCUGUCCUGACUGUUCCAUCCUGCUAGAGAGAGUAGAGCACAUCACUUGAGCAGCCCGGUCGAAGAGCUUGGUGAUGGGCGAGCAGACCGGGCUGCCCUCCAGGCCAUCGUCCCCUAGCCUGCAGGAUCGAGUGCUGAAGUCUGGCUGGCUGAAGAAGCAGAGGAGCAUUAUGAAGAACUGGCAGCAACGGUGGUUUGUGCUGCGUGGAGACCAGCUCUUCUACUAUAAGGAUGAGGAGGAAACCAAGCCACAGGGUUUCAUUCCACUGCAAGGCAAUCAGGUGAGCGAGCUGACCCCUCAGCCUGAGGAACCAGGGAAACACCUCUUUGAAAUUGCCCCAGGUGGUGCGGGAGACCGAGAAAAGAUGCCUGUCAAUCAUGAAGCCUUCCUGCUCAUGGCUAAUUCCCAGAAUGAGAUGGAAGAUUGGGUGAAAGCCAUCCGGCGGGUCAUAUGGGCUCCCUUUGGUGGAGGUAUUGCACAUAGCUCACAUGCACGUAAAUUAAAACUGUUGCCUCAAGGGAUCUUUGGGCAGCGAUUGGAAGACACGGUGCAGUACGAGCGGAAGUAUGGCCUGCGUCUGGCCCCACUGCUGGUGGAGCAAUGUGUGGAUUUUAUCCGGGAGCGAGGCCUCACCGAAGAAGGGCUCUUUCGCAUGCCUGGUCAAGCCAACCUGGUCAAGGACCUGCAGGAUUCAUUUGAUUGUGGAGAGAAGCCUCUCUUUGACAGCAACACAGAUGUUCACACCGUGGCGUCCCUCCUGAAGCUUUAUCUCCGAGAGCUGCCAGAGCCCGUCAUCCCCUUUGCCAAAUAUGAAGACUUCCUGUCAUGUGGACAGCUGCUUUCCAAGGACAAGGGAGAGGGCACCCGAGAGCUGGCUAAACAGGUGAAGACCCUGCCCCAGGCAAACUACAACCUCCUCAGAUACAUAUGCAAAUUCCUUGAUGAGGUUCAGUCUCACUCCAGCGUGAACAAGAUGAGCGUCCAGAACCUCGCCACGGUGUUCGGGCCAAAUAUACUGCGACCCAAAAUGGAAGAUCCAGUCACCAUUAUGGAAGGCACCUCGCUGGUCCAGCACUUGAUGACGGCAUUGAUAAGUGAACAUGGACAGAUCUUCGCCAUUUCGCAGGCCGAUGCGGCCGGGGUUCAGCCCGAAGCCCGCUCCGUGCUGCAGCGCAGCAUGGUGGAGUGGAUCUCUGAGGAAGACGGGGAGGAGAGCAGGUCAGAGAAGAGUGCCCCCAGCCCUGCUGACUUGCCUUCUAGCAGUGCCAUGGCGCCGGACGCCACGCCCAGCUCGCUGGCGAAAAAUGCCCCUCAGGAGCAUGGCAGCAAAGCCACCCAGCCUGCCACCAGCCCCAGCAAGAGGGUGCAGACAUUACCCACCUGGAAGUACUCCUUCCGGCAACAGGGGGCAAGGUCUGUCAGCCCCAAGCUGGGUAGCUCAUCCUUGGACAUUCCUAAUCUAUCCUCCAGCGGGAACUGGCUGAUGAAUGGACUGUACUCUCUCCGAGGCCACCGCCGGACAUCCUCUGGGGAGCGGGUGAAAGACUCAGGUUCAUCCCAAAGACUCUCCACCUAUGACAACGUCCCCUCCUCCAGCCUCUCCCUGAGUGCACACAGCAUCGCCAGCACCGCCUGGUCCACCUCGUCCUGUGAGAUCUCUGUCGUUGAUUCUGUCAGCAGCUGCCCAGCCUGCCGGGCCAGUGACUCCUCUGCUUUAAGCUCCCUCAAAACGGAAUGGGCCACUCAGGGCUCACUGUCGCAGAGCGAGGUCAAGACUGUGGACCUGGAGAACAGCAUGGAGAGGUUCGAAAUGUGCAUCAGCAGCUGCAGCGAGCAGAGUGACCUGGCGGCUGCUUCCAAGGACUCAGCCAAAUGCUCCAGGGCGCUGCAGAGCCUGGUUUCAGAGCUAAAGACAGGACUGAGCAAACAGAGGACUGAGUAUGAGUCUAGUAUCAAAAGAAUUGAAGAAACAAGCGCUGAACUGAGAAAACGAGUGACAAGGUUAGAAGAGGAGUUGGACCAGGAGCGAAAGAAAUACACAAUGCUGGAGAUCAAACUGAGGAAUUCGGAGCGUGCACGUGAAGAUGCUGAAAAGAGAAACCAGCUCCUGCAGACAGAAAUGGAAGAGUUUUUUUCGACAUUAGGAAAUUUGACUGUUGCAAGCCGGGGAGCUAAAGUGCUGAAGUAAAGGAAGCAGGAGUACACCAUCUUUUAAUUCCAGCACAGGUCAUUUUGUUCAGGGUUACUCAUGCAUCACGAGUAAUUUGGCAGAGAGUCCCUGCUCUUAAGGAUUUUUGCUAUGUUGGUUUGUUUACAGAUGCUCUAGUAUUCGGGCUAUCAGGGAAACUGACUGCUAAAGGCAAUGCUUGAAACGGUAGACCCUAGAGCGCAAAUGGCUGGGCCUCUCUUUCCUAAUGUCAAAGGGACAACUCUGUCACUGCCUUUGGCUUUACUGUGCCACAGACAACAGCAAUGCUCCCACCACUGCUGCCAUGGCCUAAGCGAGCUGCAGGCAGGCUGGAGCCGAAGGAGCACGCCAGUUCCUGUGGAAGAGACAACACUGCCAACAUGGCAGCGGGUUUAGCUCAUGUGAUGAAUCAAGUUGAACUUAGCGGGUUUUCCGUCCUUCAUGAAAUUUAUUUAAAAAUCUGCUUGGUGAAAGUU